This is a messenger RNA of Pieris macdunnoughi, 789 nucleotides long. The record is from the annotation of a GenBank genome assembly. NCBI's taxonomy places the organism in Eukaryota, Metazoa, Arthropoda, Insecta, Lepidoptera, Pieridae.
AUGAUUGGCAUGAAUAUUAUAUCACUCGAUCUAAAUGAGCGAGACACGGCUGUAAUGGUUGCAAAUAGAAUUAUGUUUGAUAAAGGACAGGAAUUAUCAUUAGAACUACCAGAACUUAUUAAAACAGAUGAAAUUCAUCCCAGUGGGAUAACGUUAGCGAAUGUAAAUAGAUUGCAAUAUGUUUGGAGAAACAAAUUCACGAGUGUCAAAGUUGAAAACUUUUAUGAUGAGAACGACCGCCAUAUCGGUAAAGUGAACAUGAUGUUUCAAAAGGUUACUGCAGCGUGUGCACAGAUUACACCACUGAAAUCACAAGUAUUAGAAUUGCCGUAUGGAAUCGACGGUAAAUAUGCCAUGCUAUUGAUAAAGCCAUGGCCAAAGACAAAGGUGAACGAUGUCUUUCAAAAGAUGAUGACAUUCACGUAUGGACAAAUACUAAAUAUAUUAAAUAUACAGCCCCCUACAGUUGUUUACGUAAAACUACCAAGAUUCGAAAUAAACACAAAUUACGCCCUAAACGUACCGCUUAACAAAAUGGGUGUGUUUGAUUUGUUUGAGAAGGAGUUUUCAAAGUUCUACGGCGUUCCCUGGAAUAGUUUGUUUGUUCCGGCUAUCGUACAUCAUGUGUCUAUGGAGGUAAAUGAAGUUGGUUUACGUAGAGAUACGGUACAGCCGGCAAAUAGGACGGUGAUGUUCAACGCUACUAGGCCCUUUUUGUAUUUUGUCAUUGAAAAGACUACAGAUACAAUUGUUUUAGGUGGAGUCUAUUCGAAGCCAACGGUUUACUAA